Molecule: messenger RNA, 7662 nt
Organism: Galeopterus variegatus (Sunda flying lemur)
Lineage: Eukaryota; Metazoa; Chordata; Mammalia; Dermoptera; Cynocephalidae
Gene: SGIP1
Product: SH3-domain GRB2-like (endophilin) interacting protein 1
Exons: 25
Coding region: 358-2862 (834 amino acids)
Biological process (GO): clathrin-dependent endocytosis; synaptic vesicle endocytosis; clathrin coat assembly
Cellular component (GO): clathrin-coated vesicle; plasma membrane; clathrin-coated pit
Source: RefSeq, a predicted model, not a curated record
GGACGGGAAAUAGGUUCUGUGUGCUCUCCGGGGGUAUUGUGUCAGGAGAUGCAGGCUGGCUACCAUGUGACGCGGUCCGGAGCCGAACGGAUUGGCCGAGGCAGCGCAGGCGGUGCGGCCGGGCCGGCUUGCUGCUCCUCGCCCUUUCUCUCAGCAUCUUCCUGGAAGCCUGUAGGUGAAGCAGCACCAGCAGCAUCCGUGGCCUGUCUUUCGGGUUAACACUUGUCUCCUUUGGCUUCAGCAGCGGACAGAGCAGACCUCAGCAGCAGCGGUGUGAGGACCUAGCUGGGCCCUGGAAGCGUAUCCUCCUGUGUUUUUUCAGACUCCUUGGAAAUUAAGGAAUGCAAUUCUGCCACCAUGAUGGAAGGAUUGAAAAAACGUACAAGGAAGGCCUUUGGAAUACGGAAGAAAGAAAAGGACACUGACUCUACAGGUUCACCAGAUAGAGAUGGAAUUCAGGGGAAAAAAAAGACCCAGAAGACUCAGCUUCUCCUCACCUCUUGCUUCUGGCUCAGAGCCCUCUCGUUAACUCUGUCUCAGAAGAAAAGCAAUGGGGCACCAAAUGGAUUUUAUGCAGAAAUUGACUGGGAAAGAUAUAACUCACCUGAGCUGGAUGAAGAAGGCUACAGCAUCAGACCUGAGGAACCGGGCUCUACCAAAGGAAAGCACUUUUAUUCAUCGAGUGAAUCGGAAGAGGAAGAAGAAUCACACAAGAAAUUUAAUAUCAAAAUUAAACCAUUGCAAUCUAAAGACAUUCUUAAGAACGCUGCAACUGUAGAUGAACUGAAGGCAUCAGUAGGCAACAUCGCGCUUUCCCCAUCACCAGUGAGGAAAAGUCCGAGGCGCAGCCCGGGUGCAAUUAAAAGGAACUUAUCCAGUGAAGAAGUGGCAAGACCCAGGCGUUCCACACCAACUCCAGAACUUAUAAGCAAAAAACCUCCGGAUGACACUGUGGCCCUUGCUCCCCUCUUUGGUCCACCGUUAGAAUCAGCUUUUGAUGACCAGAAGACGGAAGUUCUUUUAGAUCAGCCUGAGAUAUGGGGUCCAGGCCAACCAAUUAAUCCAAGCCUGGAGUCGCCAAAGUUAACAAGGCCUUUUCCCACUGGAACACCUCCACCACUGCCUCCAAAAAAUGUACCAGCCACCCCACCCCGAACAGGCUCCCCCUUAACAGUUGGACCAGGAAAUGACCAGUCAGCCACAGAGGUCAAAAUUGAAAAACUACCAUCAAUCAAUGACUUGGACAGCAUUUUUGGCCCAGUGCUGUCCCCCAAGUCUGUUGCUGUUAAUGCUGAAGAAAAGUGGGUCCAUUUUUCUGAUACGUCCCCGGAACAUGUUACUCCAGAGUUGACUCCAAGGGAAAAGGUGGUGUCCCCACCAGCUGCAUCAGACAACACAGCUGAGUCCCCAGCUCCAGGUCUUCCUGGCCCCCUGGUCCCCUUGGGCCCCCCAGGGCCUCCAGGGCCUCCUCGCAAUGUACCAUCUCCGCUCAAGUUAGAAGAAGUCCAGAAGAAAGUCGCUGAGCAGAACUUCAUUAAAGAUGAUUACUUAGAAACAAUCUCAUCUCCUAAAGAUUUUGGGUUGGGACAGAGAGCAACUCCACCUCCCCCACCACCACCUACCUACAGGACUGUGGUUUCGUCCCCUGGACCUGGCUCGGGCAGUGGUACGGGGACCACCAGUGGUGCAUCAUCCCCUGCUCGACCAGCCACUCCUUUGGUUCCUCGCCGCAGUACUACUCCACCUCCACCUCCUCCCAGGCCUCCAUCCCGGCCAAAGCUACCACCAGGAAAGCCUGGAGUCGGAGAUGUGUCCAGACCUUUUAGCCCUCCCAUACAUUCUUCCAGCCCUCCUCCGAUAGCACCCUUAGCCCGGGCUGAAAGCACUUCUUCAAUAUCGUCAACCAAUUCCUUGAGUGCAGCUACCACUCCCACAGUUGUGUCAGAAGAUGAUGUUUUUUAUGACAAACUGCCCUCGUUUGAAAGGCGCUGUGAAACGCCUGCAGGUUCUUCUAGGGGACCCAGCCCCCUAACCAUGGGAGCCCAGGACACCCUCCCCGUUGCAGCAGCAUUUACAGAAACAGUCAAUGCCUACUUCAAAGGAGCAGAUCCAAGCAAAUGUAUUGUUAAGAUUACUGGAGAAAUGGUGCUGUCCUUUCCUGCCGGCAUUACCAGACACUUUGCCAACAACCCAUCCCCAGCUGCUCUGACUUUUCGGGUGAUAAAUUUCAGCAGGUUAGAACACGUCCUGCCAAAUCCCCAACUUCUCUGCUGUGAUAAUACACAAAAUGAUGCCAAUACCAAGGAAUUCUGGGUAAACAUGCCAAAUUUGAUGACUCACCUAAAGAAAGUGUCUGAACAAAAACCCCAGGCUACGUAUUAUAAUGUGGACAUGCUCAAAUACCAGGUGUCUGCCCAGGGCAUUCAGUCCACACCUCUGAACCUGGCAGUGAAUUGGCGAUGUGAGCCUGCGAGCACUGACCUGCGCAUAGAUUACAAAUACAAUACUGAUGCAAUGACAACCGCUGUGGCCCUCAACAAUGUGCAGUUCCUGGUCCCCAUAGAUGGGGGCGUAACCAAGCUCCAGGCUGUGCUGCCACCAGCAGUCUGGAAUGCUGAACAACAGAGAAUAUUGUGGAAGAUUCCUGAUAUCUCUCAGAAGUCAGAAAAUGGAGGAGUGGGUUCUUUAUUGGCAAGAUUUCAGUUAUCUGAAGGCCCAAGCAAACCUUCCCCGUUGGUUGUGCAGUUCACAAGUGAAGGAAGCACUCUUUCUGGCUGUGACAUUGAACUUGUUGGAGCAGGGUAUCGAUUUUCACUCAUCAAGAAAAGGUUUGCUGCAGGAAAAUACUUGGCAGAUAACUAAUAAAAUCUUAUGCAAGGAUUUGGAGGAUUCAUAUAAUGGAGAACUGUUGUAUGAGAAACAGGUUUUAAUUUGGUUUGAUGAAAACAAACCAAUAUCUGCACUUGGGAUAUAUCAGCUGGAAAGUCAAUGACUUUCAGUGUUGAUUUCUCCCCCACAAUACCAUGAUGAGAAGUCCUACAGUAUUUACUUAUAGGUGUAAUAUUGUUAAUGGUUUUAAAAUGUAUUAUUGUAUUUGUAAAUUGUACUCUCAUUCCAGUAAGGCAGUUAGACACUUGAGUUCUAGCAUUUUACCAUUCCUGAAAUGGAUGUAAUUUAAACUGUGGUAUGUAAAUUUAAUAGUAGUACUGGUGAAUGGCACAAUGCUUACAGAGGUAGAUUGCAUUUUGUCAAUAUAUAAAAUUUAAAUAUAAUAUUGAUAGCUGUCAUAAAGGGGGUGCCACAUAUAAAGAAACAAAUGGAACUAGAAGAAAAAAAAAACACUUUUCUUCAGUCCUUAGUAUGUUUUACUCUAGUGCUAAAUAAAACUUCUAUCUUCAAAUGUUUAGUGUUAAAUUCAGAAAAUAUUUCAGAAAAAAAUUCUAUGGUUACAGCAUAUUCAAAGAAAAGCAUUAAUUACCACUUUUUAAAAAGCUUUUUUUUCAAACUGCAAAUUUCAUAAAAAUGCAAACUGUGUAAACAGGGCCUCUUAUUUUUAUAACUUGUGUAAAAAGGGAAAGCAAUUCAUAUUUAAAGUUUAAGUAUAUUAAAUUAUAAUCAAGAGUAAAGAAGAUGUUGACAUCUUAACUAUUUCCCUCUCUCUCUACAGUUUAGCAAAUGUGGCGAUUGCUAAAUAAUCAUUCUGACUAAAACAAAAAUUGUGAUUUUAAGAUUUCAAGACUUUCCGUAGUUGAACUGGAUAACAACUUUGCACAUUACUCCAAACAGAUGGUCUCUCUCAUCCAGCAUGGGGUAAUGAAACCUCAUGUCCUGCUCUUUUCCCCUAGGAAUCAGAACAUUGAGACUAGGAAUCUCAGAAAAAAAUUUUAGUUUCCCUGUUCAGAUCCAGAAGGAGAAUUUUAAACAUCAUCAUUUAUAUCAUUUGGGAAGAAAUCAAAAUACUUCAUAAAUGAAAUUUUGUUCAUAUUAUUGUGCAAUAAACUUCCUUUUAGAUAAUUAAGAUUCACUGUAUAAAACUGUAAAUCUUUGCCAUUCUCGAGGAAUCAAGAGGAGAGUUACCAACAAUUCAUAUCAUUUCAUUGUUGGAAGGUGUAGUAAAAACCGUAAUUACUCAGUCUGGCCCCACAGUAUGAGAAUUCAGAGAGAAGAACAUAUUCAGGAGUCCUAGUUGUAAAACCUUCCCUCAUUAAGAUCUGAGAGUACUAGUCUUCCUUUAAGUCAUAGCACUUAUUUUAAACACAAACCAAUUCCUAUUCUAGGUUAUACUACUAAAUAAUUAUAAUUAUUAAGCUGUUAUAUUUAUCAUUAGUUGCUAAAUUUAAUUUUAUAUCCACUCAAAUUUGACAAAGAAUCUUUAGUCCCUUCAAAUUUUAGAAUCAUAUUAAAAUUUUUAAGUCUUACUUUGAAAAUGAGAUUGUAACUGGCAAUUGUUUGUAGUGGAACUUUUAAAAUUAAUUUUUGUACUCCUUAAUCAGUGCUUGCUACCAAGAGAAUGUCCAAAAUUAUCUGUUUUACCUUAGCAGAAUUCUUCCUCUUCAAACAAACUCUCAGUUGGCUAUCCAAAGCAGUCUGGUGUUGAAAUUUUUUUUAACAAACUGAUUAAUGCUAAGUAAACAUACCCAAUUCGAUUUUGAAACCAAAAUAGAAAAUGCAAAAUUUUAAAUCCCAGGAAACACGGGGAAGUUUAGAACACUAAAACCAAUGGAGAGUAAUCAGCAGAAAAUUGAGAAUUAUCCAGCAUAUGAAUAUUAAAAAUGUGUUUUUAAGUAAUGAAUUCAUGAAAAACCAUAUCGACUAUUAACACAAAGCAUAUUAAAAAUGUGUAAAUAUUUUUCAUUCUCAUGUCUCUUUAUAUUUUAUUUUAUAUAGAUCUAGACUGAAUUAGUAAUUAAACACAAGGGGGUUUUUCCCCCGCAAGGAAUAAUUUUGUUGAUAUUGUAAAAAUGUAAUUAAAAACAUAAGUUACAAUAAUUUCUGACAUUAUCCAAAUGUUUUCAGGAACUAAAUUUGAAACUAUAAAGAAAUCCUAUGAUCCCUUCAUUGGUGUUUAUGAAAUGGAAAGGGUGUCAUUGAUUUCAAAAUUUUGAAACCUUAAAUAACCAGAACCUCAAUAGAGAAUUACCACUUCUCCCUUCAAAAAACAGAUCAAAUAAGAACCCACUAAGUUCAUAUCAGGGAUUUAGAUUUUGGUGUUUUUUAAUCUUGUAAGUUAUAAUCUCCUGUUAUACCUAUAUCCACAGUACUGUAGAAUAAGAAUUCAUCUUUUAAAAAAUGAUCCUAGAGAAUGCAAGAGUCUCAGUUAUCAAAAAUACAUUAAGCUAGAUUCACUGUUGGUUCCUAAGUCAGAACAAAAUGGGCUACUACGUAUUAAGACAAUUUUCAGUAGCAGGAGUUAAAUUUUUUUAAAAAGGGUUCUAGUUAACCAGAGCACCAUUUUCUGAGCAUUAUGUUUAAAAAAGGUUCUGCUCUAGCAAGACAGAAAAUAUGAAUGAUACUGCUUUAUUUUGGCAACAUGAAAAGUAUGUUUUUCUUUUCGAAUAAAAUUCCAUAUUUUCAUGAAAUUUUUAAAAAUAGAUUCUUAUUAAGAAUUAGUCUGAAUUUUAUCAUAAUUGGAAUUUAUAAUUCCUACAAAUUAAAUUUUAAAUUAUUUUUAAAGCUAUAUUCUUCUCUACACCUACAGCCAAAAUAAAAAUUCACUAUAUGGUAUUUGGGAAUAUACUUCACCUGUAAAGAAAGAAUGUUCACAUUUCAGAUGGUUUUGAGAGGAUAGGAAUCCCUCAGAAAGCCAAACUACAGAUAUUCUUUUCUUUUUUUAUGUUUUUACUGCAUCUCAACCUGCAAAGUGAAUGAGCCAUAGUUACACAUAUGUAUUUCCAUUUCCAAAUCUUUUCAAAGAAGCAGGUAACUACAUUAGCUCUAUCGCUAACUCCUGCUGAGGGACUUUGGACAAGUUGCCGCCCUUGUCAAUUCCCCAUUUUUAGAAUGAGGGGUUGGGAUUUCCAGUGAUUUUCAAGCUUUUCUUAAUGGUAGGACUUUUUUCUAAUAAAAUUGUACAUGAAAUCCUGUUAGGCAAAACAGCUUAAAGUAAUGAAAGAGUUUCUCCAGCAGUUUAAAUCUGGGCUCUCCAGGUCACCUUUAAAUGCCACAACACACAAGUAAUCUCUAAAGUGUCUUCCAACUCUGAAGUUCCAUGAUUCUGCUUUACUCAGACUAACCACCUUUUGAGGCUUUAUGAGGAAACUUGUCCAAUCACAGUAAUUGGCUGAUACACACUAAAAACUGAUAUGUACUUGAGUGCUUACCAUGUACCACCCACUAGAGAUAUUAGCUCUUUAAUCCUUAUAUCAAUCCAAAAAAUCGUAGGUAUUCUUUUUAAUUCCUGUUUUUAAAAUGGUGACAUUGAGGCUUAGAUUAAUUAAUUUGCCCAAAAUGACACUGCAGCUGAAGUAACCCAGUUAUAUUGACUGCAGAAAGAGUGCCUUGCUCUGUUUUGCUUUGUCCAUUCUGGGGGAAAAAAAUCAUCUGUUUUAUUUUACUAUACAUACUCCUUUUGAUUGCCAAGGUAAAAGACAAUACAAAAAACUAGUAUCAAAAUAAGGAUAAUUCCAAAAGAAACUCAUUUAAAAAGAAUCAGUAUUUCUCAAAGUAUGAUUUUUGGACCAUUGUAUUAUCACAUUAAAAGAGGGCAAUGAUUUUGACUUAGUCAACACUAUAUCUCCAGAGCCUAGAAGAUAAUAGACAUCAAUAAAUUUGUAUUGGAUGAAUAAAUCUCUAGAGAUGGGAUUUGGGAAUAUGUAUUUUUGAUAAGCAUUUAAAAUUUGAGAACCACUGCCCUAGUAGAUCUCUAAGGUCCUUUUUAGUUCUGACAUUAUAUCAAAUUUUAAGCAUUAAAUUCUAAGUUGAAUACCAUUUUUCUAGUCAGUUUAUUCUAGUCAGUUUAUUUUUUGGUCAGUUCAUCCAACUUCCUUCGAUCUUAAGAAAAGAUUUUUUUUUCAAGGAAAAUCCCUAUCCUUUCCUUGGAGUUCUUGUGUUACACUAUCACAAUCUCAAAGUAGCCUGAAGUGCAUUCUCUCAUUUUCACAUUUCUGUCCUCUUCAGUGUCUUAAAAAACUUAAAGUAGUACAGAGGUUGCAAGCUGUCACUCAUUCCAAAUACAAAGUCCUAAUAAAUGUCCCCUUCCUUGCAAGGGACACUCAGACCUCUAAGUUGUGAGUUGACCCUAUUUACUAUUUAUUUUGUAGGCUUUUGACUUUACAAGUGUAGAUUACCCCCAUUCCAAAAGAGUUGCACCAAACAUUUUGAUUUUUGCAUUUUUCAAAAUAAUCACAGGCUGUCAAAGUUGAAUGAUACAGUAAAAAACCCAGGUACCUACUAAAGAGAUGAGUGUGUGUGUACGUGUUUGUGUUUAAGCUUUCUCUUUCCCCAAAGAUUAUGCAUUUGAGCAAAUUACCAUUCAGUCUAAAUGUACUCACUUUGCUCCAUGGUUUUCUGAUGAGCAUUUUUUAAAAAAAAAUGAAAGUAUGAUUUUUAAUAAUAUCAAAAUGAGAGUGAUCUCUAAGUAUAGCUUUAAAAGUUAAUAUAAGUAAAUAUGAUGUUUCUGUGAAAUGAGUCAAAUAAAAUUGUUGAUAUGAGUGAACAAAUCAA